CUCUGUUCUUGUCACGGUGAUCCCAAAUCAGAAUCGGACUCGUUUGAAACAGCAACAAACGGGCGUUCCUCCCACACCCUCACGUCGGCUGGCAGAUCGUGGCAAGCCCAUCAUCUCACAUUCACAAAAUUUCAAAUUCGAUCACAGACGUCGCUACGCCCUGUCGACCCUGAUCCCUGGACGCCAGCAUUCGUUUCUGGCGCCGUCGUCCUUCCUUGCCCAGCUGAGCGAGAACGAAGCUGUUUCAUAGCCUGCGAGCUUCUUUCCCCUCCCAGCACUCCGUCCUUGCUUUGGCACCGUACCCUCUGCGUGUGUGUGUUUGUGCGUGUGUGGACGGGAUAGACGUCAAGCGUGGAGUCAAUCAAGAAACUCCUCGGAUCAUCGCCAUCCAAGUCUACGACGAUCUUCAAGAUCAAUAACCAGAAACAAUGUUCACGCCCACACGUCGACUCUUCCAGAAGGCUCACGCAUGCCGGAUCACUCUUUUCGCCCGCGAUGGGUGCGGCUUGUGCGUACGCGCCAAAUCGGCGCUCUCCAACGUUUGGGACAGGAGGCCAUUUGCCUUUACGGAGAUCAACAUCACCGCGCCGGACGCGAAGAGCUGGAGGGACCUGUAUGACUUUGAUGUCCCGGUGAUCCACAUCAGCAAAGCCGAGGCUCCUGAGGAGGACCCCAAGCUAGUGGGCAAGGCCGUCAAGCUUAUGCAUCGCUUCGAUCCGGAUCAGAUCGAGGCCAAGAUGGAUCAAGUCGAGUGCAAGAAGUGAAGCGUUAGAGAGUGUUUUUUGUUUUUUGCCUC
Messenger RNA from Colletotrichum destructivum, 796 nucleotides. Its product is annotated as Putative glutaredoxin, Thioredoxin-like superfamily. Bases 429 to 764 code for a protein of 111 amino acids. Lineage: Eukaryota; Fungi; Ascomycota; Sordariomycetes; Glomerellales; Glomerellaceae. The transcript is spliced from 2 exons. The record is from RefSeq and is a predicted model, not a curated record.